This is a messenger RNA of Funneliformis mosseae, 684 nucleotides long. NCBI's taxonomy places the organism in Eukaryota, Fungi, Glomeromycota, Glomeromycetes, Glomerales, Glomeraceae. The record is from the annotation of a GenBank genome assembly.
GUUAUUUAUCAAAAUGAACUUACUGAAGUCAUUAUUUAUCGAUAUUUUGCAGAAAUUUCAUUAAAGAAGUCAGACCUUCUUUCAGUCAAAUAUUCUGAUACUCUAGAGUCUUUAGAGCGUGAUCAACAUUUGAUUCUGAUAAAUUAUGCUGAAAAUGACAAUUGUAUCUUGAUUAUAUUACCCCCUAUUUUUAUUCAUCUUUACAUUCAAGCUCUCAAAUCAUUUGUAGUAGCAGACAAGUUGAAAAUAUUAUUCUUGCUAGGAUGGAAAAUGAAAUGGCAUGAUUUUGAAAUACUUGUUGCAGAACAUAUGGCAUUUAAGAUAAAAGUUGAACUCAAAGAAAUUACUGUUCAUCAAUUUCGUAAUAAGUUUCUAACCACUUACCUUAUUACUAAUAAGCAAGGUGAAAUUGUGAACUUCAAGUCAAAUGUGAUUGUGAAUGGGGAUAAAUUAUCAGUUUCAACAAAAAUACCACAAGAAAUUAUAGAUAAAGAUGAUAUUAACAAUAUGACAUAUUCAUUGUAUACUGAUACCAUUGAUCUUGCAAACUCUAAUAAGAAACGCUGGCUUAGUUAUUAUGAUGAAGUUCUGCAAUUUUGGGAUUGUGAGAAUAUUUCAGAAUUACAAAAGUCAAUUGGAUAUUAUCAUUUAUACAGUCUUGCUAGUAUUAAAAAUUUGAUGUAG